Messenger RNA from Esox lucius (northern pike), 3664 nucleotides. It is a transcript of the gene lrrc8da, whose product is annotated as leucine rich repeat containing 8 VRAC subunit Da. Lineage: Eukaryota; Metazoa; Chordata; Actinopteri; Esociformes; Esocidae. The record is from RefSeq and is a predicted model, not a curated record. Gene Ontology annotation, molecular function: protein binding. The coding region runs from base 724 to 3243 and encodes 839 amino acids. The transcript is spliced from 2 exons.
CAUGGCUGGAAAUCCAGUAAGACACCAGUCGGUCGCUUUCUUUCUAGAUUUCGGAUAUGUAAUAAUGAUAUAACCUAAGGGCAAACUGACAGGACGGGAGGGAGGUGGAGAUGAUCACUGUCACACUGUGUAGCGUUGUCACUUUGCAUAGUUGCAUACACUCUACAGGUGUAGUAGAUAUAAUCUACCCUGUACAUGGCGUUCGUUUAAUUACUUAUUUGUAAAUAAUAUUUGCUAGAUUUUUACUUAAUGUGUGGUUACUGUACAACGCUUCCAAAUUCGUAUAUAAAUAUUGUAAUAGAAUACAAACAUUCGAACGUAGUAUGCGAGUUAGGUACGAUCUGGGACCUUGAAAGAACUACAUUGUGGUGUUUGAGAUAAGAAUGUUGUGUCUUUAGGACGUCGAUCUAUGUCAUCCACCAAUAAGAGACGCCGGUAAUAGCGGUUUCAUGUUCUUUUUGGACCACCCUUUUCUUCGAAUUACAUGCGUAUCGAGGUGGAGGCUCUACGCAUAUUCUCAGAGUCGCUAGUGUGUCUCAGGUAGGUUUGUCAGAACGGAUUGUAUUUAGGAUGGUGUCGACAUUUGUACCAUCACGAAAACAUAUUCUUGGUCACACGCUUUAUUCAUACAUGGUUUGAACUAAAACCUCGGAAGGAAUUGUCUAGAAGGCACAAGUGGAAUGGAGUACAGAACGUCUCAUUAGAUAACGUCGCCAAUACAGAAUGUUUACCAUCACUGAAUUAGCGUCGCUGAACGAUAUCCAGCCAACCUACCGCAUCCUGAAACCAUGGUGGGACGUCUUCAUGGACUACCUGGGGGUUGUCAUGCUCAUGUUGUCGAUCUUUGCCAUGACGAUGCAGAUCACGAAGGACCAGGUGGCAUGCCUUCCUUGCCUACAAGAAGCAGAGGAGGCUGUGGCCAUGCCGGACUCGUACACAACACAAAGUCCACUAAAGACCGCUGAACCGGUUGGCACAACGACAGUGCUUGUGGCACCAAUGGUCAAGAACGAUCUGCCAGGCAGUACUGUGAUGCAAGAGAGCUGGCUGCAGCAACCAGUGCCCACAGGGGUCAAAACCAAUUUAGAUUAUCAGCAGUACAUCUUCAUCAACCAAAUGUGUUACCAUGUGGCCUUGCCCUGGUACUCAAAGUACUUCCCCUACCUCACCCUUAUCCACACCCUUGUGCUUAUGGUCAGUAGCAACUUCUGGUUCAAAUACCCCAAGACAAGCUCGAAGAUUGAGCACUUUGUGUCGAUUCUCGGACGGUGCUUUGAAUCCCCGUGGACUACGAAGGCCUUGUCUGAGACGGCUUGUGAAGACUCGGAGGAGAACAAACAGAGGCUGACUGGCGCCGCGUCGGUGGCGAAACAGUUAUCGCAGGAAACUAAAGACGAAAAUGCUGCCAGCUCGUCGACUCCGAUUCUUGGGAACACGGGAUUCAAGUUUUCAGCAGAUAAGCCAGUUACUGAGGUCCCGAGCAUGAACAUCCUAGACAAGAAAGAUGGAGAGCAGGCCAAGGCCCUUUUUGAGAAGGUGAGGAAAUUCCGUGCCCAUGUGGAGGACAGCGAUUUCAUUUAUAAGCUCUAUGUAGCUCAGACCGUGGUUAAAACGGUGAAGUUCAUUUUGAUCCUGUCCUACACAUCAACCUUUAUGGCUUCCAUUCAGUUUAAACAUACGUGUGAGCCUAAGGUCAAAGAGUUAACCGGGUAUAAUAAGUUUGUUUGUACCCACAACAUGGCUUUCAUGCUGGGGAAGCUGCUUGUCAGCUACAUGGUGCUCAUACUUAUCUAUGGGAUGGUGUGCUUGUAUUCCCUACACUGGCUCUUCAGGCGCCCUCUUAAAGAAUACUCAUUUGAGAAAGUCAGAGAGGAGAGUAACUUCAGUGACAUUCCUGAUGUGAAGAACGACUUUGCGUUCCUGCUGCACAUGGUGGACCAGUAUGACCAGCUGUAUUCGAAAAGGUUCGGGGUCUUCCUCUCAGAGGUGAGCGAGAACAAGCUGAGGGAAAUCAGUUUGAACCAUGAGUGGACAUAUGAGAAGCUCAAACAGCAUGUGACCCGAAAUGCCCUAGACCAGCAGGAGCUCCACCUUUUCAUGCUUUCUGGUCUGCCCAAUGCAGUGUUUGACCUCACUGACUUGGACAUACUUAAACUAGAGUUAAUUCCUGAUGUGAGGUUUUCUGCAAAGAUUUCCCAAAUGACCAGUCUGCAGGAACUUCACCUCUGUCACUGCCCCGCCAAAGUUGAACAGACUGCAUUUGUCUUUCUCCGUGACCAUCUCCGCUGCCUUCAUGUCAAGUUCACAGAUGUUGCUGAAAUCCCCACAUGGGUUUAUUUGUUGAGGAAUUUACGGGAUCUUAAUUUAGUAGGGAAUUUGAGCUCCGAAAAUAACAAAAUGAUAGGACUAGAGUCCAUGCGAGAUUUGAAACAUCUAAAGAAACUGUACCUAAAGAGUAACCUCACCAAGAUCCCCUCAAACCUCACUGAAUUGGCCCCACACCUGAUCAAACUGGCAGUGCACAAUGAUGGUACCAAACUCUUGGUACUGAACAGCCUUAAGAAGAUGACAAACCUUUCCGAUCUGGAGUUGCACAACUGUGAGCUAGAGAGGAUCCCCCAUGCUAUUUUCAGCCUAACCAACCUUCAAGAGCUGGACCUUAAAUCAAACAACAUUCGGACCAUCGAAGAAGUCAUCAGCUUUCAACACCUCAAGAGGUUGACCUGCCUCAAACUCUGGCACAACAAAAUUAUCACAAUUCCAACCUCCAUUAGCCAGGUCAAGAGUUUGGAGUCGCUUUUCCUUUCACACAACAAACUGGAGACCCUCCCACCGGUGCUUUUCCACCUCCCCAAGCUGAGGCACCUGGACGUCAGCCACAACUCAAUCACGGUGAUCCCGCCAGACGUGGGUGUCCUCCAGAAUCUCCAACACUUUGCAGUCAAUUCUAACAAGGUGGAGGUGUUACCCAAACAGCUGUUCAAGUGCACCAGGCUGAAGGUCCUGUGUCUGAGCAACAAUGGCCUCACCAACCUACCUGAUUCGGUCGGUCAAUUGGUGCAGCUCACUCAGCUGGAGCUGAGAGGGAACUGUUUGGACAGGCUUCCAAUGCUACUGGGAAACUGCCGCCUUCUACGUAAAAAUUGCCUCAUUGUUGAGGACCACCUUUUUGAUACUUUACCUGUAGAAGUAAAGAGGAGCAUCAGUCGGGAGACUAAUGUCUCCUUUACAAGUGGUUUAUAGUUUAUCACCACUGAUAUCUUAAACCUUCUAUAUUAAAUAAAAUGGAUAUUGGGGCAAUACAAUAUAAAAGUGACAAGUUAUUUACCAGAAAGUAGCCUUGUAGUCUUCUUACUUCUGUGUCUUAAAAAUCGUAGCAAAAUUAACUUUAGGCCAAAUCCUUAAUAAAGACAGAAAUAAAUUUCAAAAAUAAAUCCCUCCAGAAACACAAAUAUUCGGAAUACACACACACACAAUAAUAAUGUUCCCACAAAUUGUAUUUGCAGACAAUGCACUGACUAGCAAUGAACGUCAUCUACUGAUUUAUAGCUUUUAUCCUUUCAGUUUUCAAGCCUUUAUAGACUCUGUGUACCAGCGUAGUGACGAACUUCCGCUUUUGUCUAGAAGUCGGUAUUGCAGUUUCCGGUUUACUUACUAAUACUCA